This is a messenger RNA of Thunnus maccoyii (southern bluefin tuna), 6249 nucleotides long. RefSeq names its product WD repeat domain 17 (gene wdr17). The record is from RefSeq and is a predicted model, not a curated record. Bases 1747 to 5646 code for a protein of 1299 amino acids. The transcript is spliced from 33 exons. Gene Ontology annotation, molecular function: protein binding. NCBI's taxonomy places the organism in Eukaryota, Metazoa, Chordata, Actinopteri, Scombriformes, Scombridae.
AUCUGUAGGUUGAGGGUACUUCAAGCAUGCAGGAAAAGCAUUCUCCAAGGUUACACAAACUAAUCAUACAUCUUCAGUGUAAAUGAAAAGUUAGACAUGUUGUACAACCCUAUAAUGUAACGACUAUAUUUAACAGGGGUCUUUCUGACAUAGGGAAUGACAAAAUGUGUCAAAGCUGGUUUUAUGCCAUGUGCACAUGACUUGUAUGCAAGUGACUGUGAACUACAAACAUACAGGGUCGGUAUGGGUGUAAUGUCGUGUGAUCUGUAGACUGGGUUGUCAAACAGGCCUAUCAGCAGCACUAGGUGCUUAAAGGGUAGAAGGCCACAAAGCCAGAGCCUCUGAAGUGACUAACAUUUGUAAUUAAAGGACUCAGUGAAACAUCCCUCUGAAAAACAGCUUCAUUCAUGAUGAUGAACACAUCACAUGACCAUUAGGAAUUUCAGCACUUGUGGGCAGGGGCACAUCAUCUGCUCAUACCUGCAGUUUAUAGUAGGGGGGAAACCUAAUUUCUAUUCAAGCAACUGAUUAAGGUUGCAUUGUAAUGAGAAAACUGUGUAGUGGGCCUACUUUUCAUGAUACCUCUUUUAUGGUCAGCUGUUCACUUGGUGGAAUGUCUUGGUAUAGUUAAAGGUAAUUAUAAUAAUAGGCUGGCUGAAGUUAUGUCUUGGUUUAUCAAGUUAGGAUCAGUUUUAGAUGUUUUCCCCUGAAGGGAAAGUGAUAGCCUAUAUAUUGAUAAGAAGGUAUGCAGUGGUCUAUGGUUACUGCCCUCAGUCACGGGGGCUUGAUAAAGUGUCAUGUUCUAUUAAUGUUAAUGUUAAAGGAUAAAUAAGUAAUAAUUUAAGUAUGUAGAAUGUAGCACAGACAAUACUGACUAUGGGCUCCACGCUUUCAUCCGUUUGCCUACUUAAAUCUGUCUACUCACUAAGAUUUGCCUAUUAUUAGAAAAUUGCUACAGUUGUUGACUACCAGAACUGCUGUCACAUACCUUUAUGUCUGCCUGACGCAGCUGGAUGUCAGCUGAAUUUCAGUGGUGAUUAUGGCUGAUCCUUAUGGCAGUCAUGUGGAUUAGACAGUGUAUGUGUGGAUUUUGUAUUUUGCAGAUGAAUUUUAGUAGUAACUUGUAAAAUAUUAUUCAUUGUUCAGUGAAAAAAAAGAACUCUUAUCAAGUCAUUUUAGUAUAGAAUGGAGUCCUUAAAGUUUUAUUUCAUUAUAAAAAGUGAACAAAUCUGCCAGUAAAGUGAUAAUAUCCCAAACAAUUAAAGGGGUCAUUUAUCAUAAAGUACAUUUUGCUGAUAAUAGUUUUGUACUUUUACUCAAUAUUUGGAAUACUCCAAAAUACUCCAUUACUUGUAAUGGGACAUUUGUUGGGUUGUUGUAUUACUACUUUCACUUAAGUAAAGGAUCAUUUUUCCACCCCUGUGCGGAACUGACCCUAAAUCAGCUAAUUACAUUUGAACUGUCAUUGCAAAAUAGGACCAACAAGUCUGUAGAAGUGAUCCAGACACAAGUUUUGAUCCAGUGAAAUGAAGCCUGGCUGGAUCACACUAAUAUAAUCAUACAUCAUGCUGGAGUCAUGAGAAGAGCGUAAAUACAGAGAUCAUUGACACCCCACACAGCCAAUAGCUGAUCAAAGUGAUUAUUCUCACGGACCAAUCACUGCCGCCGGAGGACGGUGAGCGGAGGACAGAUCAGCACCUGGGAGCUGUCCGUGGUGCACGAGCCAGCCGACACCUGACGGUGAGGAUGGCCAAGGUGAAGCAGGUGGGUUUGCUGGCAGCAGGCUGUCAGCCCUGGAAUAAAGAUGUGUGUGCUGCUAGUGGGGACCGCUUCGCCUACUGUGCUACUCUAGCUAUAUACAUCUACCAGUUGGACCAGCAGUACAAUGAAUUUAAGUUGAGGUCCAUUAUGUCAGAACAUAAGAAGACCAUAACAGCCAUCAGCUGGUGUCCUGACAAUCCAGAUCUGUUUGCGUCAGCCUCUGCUGAUAACCUGCUCAUCGUAUGGAACGUAGCGGAACAAAAGGCUGUAGCAAGACUGGACAAUACUAAAGGUGUUCCUGCGUCAGUCAGUUGGUGCUGGAACUCAGCUGACGGAGUGGCGUUUGUCUCCCAGCGAGGUCCGCUGUAUAUCUGGGUCUAUGGAGGUCCUGACCCCGGGGUCACAGUGCAUAAAGAAGCCCACUCUUUCCUGUCUGAUAUCUGUCUCUUCAGAUGGCACCCCACUAAGAAGGGCAAACUGGUUUUUGGACACACAGAUGGAAGUUUGUCUAUUUUUCAGCCAGGGUGUAAGAGCCAAAAGCAUGUGUUACGUCCAGAGUCUUUAGAGGGGACAGAUGAAGAGGACCCAGUCAGUGCUCUGGAGUGGGACCUUUUGUCAACUGACUAUUUACUAGUGUCUAACCUCCAUAAUGGUAUCAGGCUGGUGGACAGUGAGGCCUUGGUUUGUAUCACGUCCUUCUGCUUCCCCUCAGCCGCUGCAUCAGUUCAGUGUCUUGCCUGGGUCCCCUCUGCACCAGGCAUGUUCAUCACUGGAGACUCUCAGGUUGGAGUGUUGAGGAUAUGGAAUGUGUCUCGCUCUACUCCUCUGGACAGCUUUAAAUUGAAGAAGACCGGAUUUCAUGCUUUACACGUCCUCAACUCCCCUCUUGCCAAGAAAGCUCAGAGUUCCUGUUGUCCCAGUAAAAGUCAGCAUACCAGUUCCACCAGUGAGGCGGUACCUCCCCCUACCCUGUCACAGAACCGGUCCUUCUCUCUUCCUCCUGGUCAUGCUGUCUGCUGCUUCAUGGAUGGAGGGGUGGGACUCUAUGACAUGGGAGCUAAGAAGUGGGACUUCCUACGAGACCUGGGUCAUGUAGAGACCAUCUUCGACUGUAAGUUUAAACCCGAUGAUCCAAACUUGUUGGCCACAGCUAGUUUUGAUGGAACCAUCAAAAUCUGGGACACAAACACACUAACAGCUGUUUACACCUCCCCUGGCAAUGAAGGAGUGGUCUACUCCCUGUCCUGGGCUCCAGGAGACCUGAACUGCAUCGCGGGGGCAACUUCUCGUAAUGGAGCAUUCAUCUGGGACGUUAGGAAAGGAAAGAUCAUCACUCGCUUCAAUGAGCAUGGUAAAAAUGGUAUAUUCUGUAUAUCAUGGAGCCAUAAGGAUUCUAAGAGGAUUGCUACCUGUAGUGGAGAUGGAUUCUGUAUCAUCCGGACCAUUGAUGGUAAAAUCCUCCAUAAGUACAAACAUCCCGCGGCUGUGUUUGGCUGUGACUGGAGCCAAAACAACAAGGAUAUGAUUGCUACAGGCUGUGAGGAUAAAAAUGUCCGUGUGUACUACCUGGCCACCAGCUCAGACCAACCUCUGAAGGUCUUCACUGGGCAUUUAGCUAAAGUAUUCCAUGUCCGCUGGUCUCCGCUCAGAGAGGGAAUACUGUGUUCCGGAUCAGAUGAUGGUACUGUUCGUAUAUGGGAUUACACACAGGAUGCGUGUAUCAAUGUGCUGAGUGGUCACACAGCUCCAGUCAGAGGCUUAAUGUGGAACACAGAGGUCCCUUACCUCCUCAUUUCAGGUUCUUGGGAUUAUACGAUCAGAGUUUGGGAUACAAGGGACGGCACAUGUCUAGAUACAGUCUAUGACCACGGAGCUGAUGUCUAUGGUUUAACAUGUCAUCAGAGUCGUCCGUUCACCAUGGCCAGCUGUAGCAGAGACAGUACAGUGAGGCUGUGGUCUCUCACACCACUCAUCUCUCCACUGCUACUAAACAUCCUUACCAACCAGCCCUGGGAGAAGAUAAUAGGAAACACUGAUACAGCUAUGGUUCCUGGCUCACCACCUCUGCUCUGUGGUAAAGUGUCCAGAGACAUCAAGCAGGAUCUGGAUAAACUGAGCUUAGACAUCAGGGCCAAGAAGCUACGCUGGUUCUCUGAAUGCUUUUCGCCUCCAGGAGGCAGCAGUAACCUGUGGGACUUGGUGUCAGUCAUUAAUGGUCAGGAUGACUCACUGCUACCAGGCAGCUACAGUAAGGGAGUGAUGCACAUGAAACACCUGCUGAAGUUUAAAACAUCUGAGGCCCAGGAGCUCACUAUAGUCAAGAUGUCUAAAUUUGGAGGAGGUAUUGGAGCUCCCAGUAAAGAGGAGAGGCUGAAAGAAGCAGCAGAUAUCCAUCUGAGACUGGGACAGAUUCAGCGAUACUGUGAAUUAAUGGUGGAGCUGGGACAGUGGGAGAAAGCAUUAUCUGUGGCACCAGGAGUCUCCAUGAAGUACUGGAAGAAACUCAUGCAGAGGAGAGCUGAUCAGCUGAUGGCUGAGGAUAAUGAUGACGCUAUCCCAUACUGCAUCGCCACAGGAGACAUUAAAAAACUUGUAACAUUCUUCACCGGCAGAGGACAACUGCUAGAAGCCUUGCUAAUAGCACAGGAAUGGAUGAAUGGUAGCUUGUGGUGGGACACAGGAAACAGACAGAGAGGUGCACGAUAUGAGGAAGGAGCAUGUGAAGGAAACAUUCGUGCACCUCAAAGCUCUCCAGUCAACCACACCACUAAUGAUGUGGAUAACAGACAACAGUACCAGAGUCUCCUCCAUAAGGUAUGUAGGGAACUAGCUGAGUGGUACUUCCAGGAUGGCUGCGCUGUCCUGGCAGCGUGCUGCCACCUAGCUGUGGACAACAUCAAGUUAGCCAUGUGUAGUCUGAUCCGAGGUAAUGAGCUGGAGUUGGCCGCAUGUGUGGGUAUCGUCUUAGGAGAAGCAGCUAAUCAGAGCACUGCUUACUGCCUUGAACUCUUGGCCAGGAAGUACAUGAUCACACCUACAUGGGAGCUGUCAGCUGAUCUACUGCAAAUGAUUCCUGAGAAUGACAUUUUAUUGGCUAAGCUGUGUGCAUUUUACCCAGGAAGCACUGAUGACAUCAACCAAUUACAUGAAAGGUGCGGUCUCCCUUCAUUAGAGGAGUGUAAGGCCUUGGCAGAGGAAGCCAUGUGUGAAGGAGAUCUGUUCUCAGCUGUUAAAUUUCACCUUCUGAGCUCUGAACCUGAGAACGCCCUUCAGAUAGGAAUAGAUCACGUCAAAGAACAGCUGACUGGAUCUGCUUGGACAGUGGAUAGUGUUCAGCCAAUCCUGGACCUGAUGAGCUACAUCAGAACCGACCGCCUCAUCAUGGCCAAACUGACUGAAGCCCGCAGUGAGCUGCUGAUCCUGUGUGGUUAUAUUGGAGGUCUGCUGGCCAUUAGAAGACAGUACUCCAGCAUUGUACCUGCACUCUACGAAUACACCAGUCAGUUGUUGAAACGAAGGGAAGUGUGUGUUCCACUGAAGAUCGAGCAGCUGUCUGCGGAGCUGGAUGCCUGGCGGGUCUGCACACAAAGUAACAGCAAUCCUCCAUCAGAGUGUCAAAAAGAAGAGUUCAGCUGCCUUGAGAGGAGAAUCCAGCCAACAGACUCUGCUGUGUCAGUCUUGUGUGGUGCUGAUUAUGUGACUGGCUCCAAUCUGCCGAGCCACUCAGAUGUGCAACUGUCCUGUUUCACUGGACACAGAAUUCAGGGUCCAGUGUUUUUGCUGGAGGAUGGUAAAUCAGCGAUCUCCCUUAACGAUGCUCUAAUGUGGGCUAAAGUCAACCCCUUUUCCCCACUGGGAACAGGAGUUCGCAUCAACCCCUUCUAACACAGACACACACAAACACGCACAUGCACGCACAUGCACGAACACACACACGUGUGCACACACACACAUACACACACACACACACACACACAAACACACACACAAAGAGGACAUUCCAUCAGAAGGGUUUACAGGUUUGAGGGGGAAAAGUAACAAAAGUCAGAUAGUAGUAGUGUAGUAAUGGAAAAGAAAAAUGAAAAAUGGGCUGAAAAUUACAUUUUUGUGCUUCAGCUAACUGUUUUGUUUUUAUAAUUUACUGAGCCAACAAAUGUAGUGACAUCAGCAAACAAAUACAUUUGUGAUGCUGUGAGGCUGAUUAAGUUUCAAACAAGCUCAUGGUUUUGGUAGAUUUUGAUAUUGGUUAGCUUAGCUGUGAUGUGAUGAACACAUAGCCAAUAAAAUCAUCAUGCAUCAUUUGUGAAAGGGGAUUCCAAUUGAAUGAGAAACAUACAUGUGGGUCAUGUGAUAGACUUCCCUCUUUACUCCAGUGAAUGUUUCCUCAAGGUACAAGCAUGUACAUACAGGGUAUAAAUCUGAAUUACUUUCUUCUAUUGUUGUAAAAAAAUAAAUAAAUACGGGAAUAAAGCAACCACUGCAUAUUGA